Molecule: messenger RNA, 200 nt
Organism: Staurois parvus
Lineage: Eukaryota; Metazoa; Chordata; Amphibia; Anura; Ranidae
Source: the annotation of a GenBank genome assembly
CUAUCAGUGCCAGUCAGUGCCGCCUAUCAGUGCCACCUAUCAGUGUCAUCAGUGCCUCCUCAUCAGUGCCCAUCAGAGCUGCCUAUCAGUGACCAUCAGUGCAGCCUAUCAGUGCCUAUCACUGCAGCCUCAUUAGUGCAUAUCAGUGAAGGAGAAAAAUCACUUAUUUACAAACUUUUAUAACAGAAACUUUUUUUUCA